CCCCACCCCCCUGCCCGGAUUCGGGGCCGAAGCCGGGUCUCGGGCUCGGUCUCGCGGUGUUUCCAACGCCCCGAAGAGGUGCCACCUCUCCGCCAGAGGAUCGUGGCGCGGGGACCAGAGCGGGUGUGUGGGAGCGGGAGCCGGGCUUGGCCCGAGCCGCUGGCCGUGUAAAUGAGCAAAGAUGGAUCAGGAAGGUGGGGGAGAUGGGCAGAAGGCCCCGAGCUUCCAGUGGCGAAACUACAAGCUCAUCGUGGAUCCUGCCUUGGACCCUGCCUUGCGCAGGCCUUCUCAAAAGGUGUACCGCUAUGAUGGAGUUCACUUCAGUGUCAACGACUCAAAGUAUAUACCAGUUGAAGACCUCCAGGACCCCCGCUGCCACGUCAGGUCCAAAAACAGAGACUUUUCCCUCCCUGUCCCUAAAUUUAAGCUGGAUGAGUUCUAUAUCGGACAGAUCCCACUGAAGGAAGUGACCUUCGCUAGGCUGAACGAUAAUGUGCGGGAGACUUUUCUGAAGGAUAUGUGCCGAAAGUAUGGCGAGGUGGAAGAGGUGGAGAUCCUUCUUCACCCCCGCACUCGCAAGCACCUGGGCCUGGCCCGCGUGCUCUUCACCAGCACUCGGGGAGCAAAGGAAACAGUCAAAAACCUCCACCUUACCUCUGUCAUGGGCAACAUCAUCCAUGCCCAGCUUGACAUCAAAGGACAACAGCGAAUGAAGUACUAUGAACUGAUUGUCAAUGGUUCCUACACCCCCCAAACAGUGCCCACCGGGGGCAAGGCCCUGAGUGAGAAGUUCCAGGGCUCUAGUGCAGCCCCUGAGACGACCGAAUCCCGCCGCCGCUCCUCUUCUGACACAGCAGCCUACCCAGCAGGCAGCGCUGUGGUGGGCACCCCUGGCAAUGGCACCCCCUGCUCCCAGGACACAAGCUUCUCCAGCAGCCGACAAGACACCCCAUCUUCCUUCGGCCAAUUUACCCCUCAGUCCUCCCAAGGAACCCCCUACACGUCUCGGGGCAGCACCCCCUACUCUCAGGAUUCUGCCUAUUCCAGCAGCACUACUUCAACCUCCUUCAAGCCCCGGCGGUCAGAGAACAGUUACCAAGAUUCCUUUUCCCGCCGCCAUUUCUCUGCUUCUUCCGCCCCCACUACCACCUCUGCGGCCGUCUCAGCCACCACUGCAGCCACUGCUGCAUCCUCCUCCUCUUCCUCCUCGUUGUCCUCGUCCUCCUCGUCGACUUCUUCCUCGUCUUCUCAUUUUCGUGGUUCUGACUCAAACUACCCAGCAUAUUAUGAAAGCUGGAAUCGCUACCAGCGCCAUGCUUCCUACCCACCCCGCCGGGCCACUCGAGAGGAGCCUCCUGGGGCCCCUUUUGCUGAAAAUGCAGCUGAGCGCUUCCCGCCUUCCUACACCUCCUACCUGCCCCCUGAGCCCAGCCGGCCCACUGACCAGGACUACCGGCCUCCUGCCUCGGAGGCCCCACCCCCGGAGCCUCCAGAACCUGGUGGAGGUGGGGGGCCUGGGGGGCCCAGCCCUGAGAGAGAAGCAGCCCGGACCUCCCCCCGUCCAGCCUCACCUGCCCGUUCCGGCUCCCCAGCACCAGAGACUACCAACGAGAGUGUGCCCUUCGCUCAACACAGCAGCCUGGAUUCCCGCAUAGAAAUGUUGCUGAAGGAACAGCGCUCCAAGUUUUCUUUCCUGGCCUCUGACACAGAGGAGGAGGAAGAGAACAGCAGUGCAGGCCCUGGGGCUAGAGACACGGGGAGUGAGGUGCCUUCUGGGUCAGGUCACGGGCCCUGCACACCCCCUCCAGCCCCAGCUAAUUUUGAGGAUGUGGCUCCUACAGGGAGUGGGGAACCAGGGGCUACCAGGGAGUCUCCCAAGGCCAACGGACAGAGCCAGGCUUCUCCAUGCUCUUCCGGAGAGGACAUGGAGAUCUCCGAUGACGACAGGGGUGGCUCACCCCCUCCAGCCCCAACGCCCCCCCAGCAGCCUCCUCCCCCACCCCCUCCUCCCCCUCCUCCCCCUCCUUAUCUGGCUUCCCUUCCUCUUAGUUACCCUCCCCACCAACCUGCCUACCUCCUCCCACCCCGACCCGAUGGGCCCCUACCCCCUGAGUACCCACCACCUCCUCCACCGCCCCCCCACAUCUAUGACUUUGUGAACUCCCUGGAGCUGAUGGAUCGACUCGGGGCUCAGUGGGGAGGGAUGCCCAUGUCCUUCCAGAUGCAGACCCAGAUGUUGACCCGGCUCCACCAGCUGCGGCAGGGCAAGGCGUUGACUGCUGCUUCAGCUGGUCCCCCUGGCGGGGCCUUUGGGGAGGCCUUCCUCCCUUUCCCGCUCCCCCAAGAGGCAGCCUAUGGUUUGCCCUAUGCUUUAUAUACACAAGGGCAAGAAGGCCGAGGGGCAUACUCCCGGGAGGCCUACCACUUGCCUUUGCCCCUGGCAGCCGAGCCCUUGCCCUCCUCCUCAACCUCAGGAGAAGAGGCCCGGCUGCCUCCCAGGGAGGAAGCAGAGCUGGUAGAGGGCAAGACCCUUCCAUCAGCGGGCACGGUGGGUCGUGUUCUGGCCACCCUAGUCCAAGAGAUGAAGAGCAUCAUGCAGCGAGACCUCAACCGCAAGAUGGUAGAGAAUGUAGCCUUUGGAGCCUUUGACCAGUGGUGGGAGAGCAAGGAAGAAAAGGCCAAGCCAUUCCAGAAUGCUGCCAAACAGCAAGCCAAGGAGGAGGAUAAAGAGAAGACAAAGCUCAAGGAACCAGGUCUGCUGUCCCUUGUCGACUGGGCCAAGAGUGGAGGUACCACAGGCAUUGAGGCCUUUGCUUUCGGGUCAGGACUGCGAGGAGCCCUGCGGCUACCUUCUUUCAAGGUAAAGCGGAAAGAACCAUCAGAAAUUUCAGAGGCCAGUGAGGAAAAGAGGCCCCGGCCCUCCACCCCAGCUGAGGAAGAUGAAGAUGACCCUGAGCAAGAGAAGGAGGCUGGAGAGCCAGGACGUCCAGGGACCAAGCCCCCAAAGCGAGACGAAGAGAGAGGCAAGACCCAGGGCAAGCACCGCAAGGCCUUUGCUCUGGAUAGCGAAGGGGAGGAGGCAUCCCAGGAGUCUUCCUCAGAGAAGGACGAAGAGGAGGAUGAGGAAGAUGAGGAAGAUGAAGAGCGAGAGGAGGCCAUGAGUACCACUAAGAAGGAGACAGAGGCAUCAGAUGGCGAGGAUGAGGAAAGCGAUUCGUCUUCCAAAUGUUCUCUCUACGCUGACUCAGAUGGUGAAAGUGAUAGCACGUCAGGCUCUGGGAGCAGCAGCUCGUCUAGCUCCUCGUCUUCCUCUUCCUCCUCCUCUUCGGCCUCCUCGUCCUCUUCCUCCUCCUCUUCUGAGUCUUCCUCCGAAGAAGAAGAGGAAGAAGAGCCACCAGCGACCAUCCCCUCCACCUCACCGCCCCCCAGAGAAGCCCCAGCACCCCUGCCGGCACCUGUGGAGGAGCCCAAGCCCGAGAGGGUUGCAGGCUCGCCAGUCACCCCUCUCCCUGAAGAGGAGAAAGUACCAGCAAAGCCUGCAGAUUCCACUGAGGAACUACUUCCCAGUGUGCCCCAGCCUCCCCCAGAGCCACCAGCUGCACCCCCAGCCCCUGCCCCACGCCCCAACGAGCGCCCGUCCUCUCCUAUACCCCUUCUGCCCCCACCCAAGAAACGCCGGAAAACCGUCUCCUUCUCCACCAUGGAGGAGACACCGGCCCCAGAGCCGCCCCCAGCUGCCCCGCCCCGGGUCAAGUCUCCUGGCCCAGUCUCUCGCAAAGUCCCCCGGGGUGUUGAGCGGACCAUUCGCAACCUGCCCCUGGACCACGCGUCUCUGGUCAAGAGCUGGCCUGAGGAUGUGUCUCGAGGAGGUCGGAGCCGGGCUGGAGGCCGAGGUCGCUCCACCGAGGAAGAGGAGGCUGAGCCAGGGACAGAGGUGGACCUGGCCGUGCUGGCCGACCUGGCCCUGACCCCUGCUCGACGUGGGCUGGCUGCCCUGCCACCUGGCAACGACUCGGAGGCCACGGAGACAUCGGAUGAGGCAGACCGCCUAGGGCCUCCGCUCAGCCACAUCCUUCUGGAGCAUAACUAUGCCCUGGCUGUGAAGCCCACGCCCUCUACGCCGGCCCCUCGGCCCCUGGAGCCCGUGCCCGCCCCGGCUGCCCUCUUCAGCUCCCCAGCCGACGAGGUCCUGGAGGCCCCUGAGGUUGUGGUGGCUGAGGCAGAGGAGCCCAAGCAGCAGCCACAGCAAGAAGAGGGUGAGGAGGAAGAGGAAGAGGAAGAAGAGGAGUCCGAGUCGUCAGAGAGCAGCAGCAGCAGCAGCAGCGAUGGGGAGGGGGCCCUCCGGCGGCGCAGCCUCCGUUCUCAUGCCCGGCGCCGGCGACCGCCCCCGCCGCCACCCCCACCCCCGCCUCCCUCCUAUGAACCCCGCAGUGAGUUUGAGCAGAUGACUAUCCUGUAUGACAUUUGGAACUCUGGCCUGGACUUGGAGGACAUGGGCUACUUGCGGCUCACCUAUGAGCGGCUGCUGCAGCAGACCAGCGGGGCUGACUGGCUCAACGACACCCACUGGGUCCAUCAUACCAUCACCAACCUGAGCACUCCAAAACGUAAGCGGCGGCCCCAGGACGGGCCCCGGGAGCACCAGACAGGCUCAGCCCGCAGCGAAGGCUAUUACCCCAUCAGCAAGAAGGAAAAGGACAAGUACCUGGACGUGUGCCCUGUCUCAGCCCGGCAGCUGGAAGGAAUGGACACGCAGGGGACCAACCGCGUGCUUUCAGAGCGCCGGUCUGAGCAGCGGCGACUGCUGAGUGCCAUUGGCACCUCAGCCAUCAUGGACAGCGAUCUGCUGAAGCUGAACCAACUCAAGUUCCGGAAGAAGAAGCUCCGGUUCGGCCGAAGCCGGAUCCAUGAGUGGGGUCUGUUUGCCAUGGAGCCCAUUGCAGCCGAUGAGAUGGUCAUUGAGUACGUGGGUCAGAACAUCCGCCAGAUGGUGGCUGACAUGCGGGAGAAGCGCUAUGUGCAGGAGGGCAUUGGCAGCAGCUACCUGUUCCGUGUGGACCACGACACCAUCAUCGACGCCACCAAGUGCGGCAACCUGGCCAGGUUCAUCAACCACUGCUGCACGCCCAACUGUUACGCCAAGGUGAUCACCAUUGAGUCCCAGAAGAAGAUUGUGAUUUACUCUAAGCAGCCCAUUGGCGUGGAUGAGGAGAUCACAUAUGACUACAAGUUCCCCUUGGAGGACAACAAGAUCCCGUGUCUGUGCGGCACCGAAAGCUGCCGAGGCUCCCUCAACUGAGUUGGGGCAGGACUGGUGCCCCCAUCCCUAUUUAUUCCCCUUUGGUGCCCUGAGCUCCCAGAACCACCCCCCACCCCCAGCUUUAGUGGGUUCAGCCAGGCCCACCUGCCGCCAGCUCCAAGCAUGGAGUUUGAGGGCCCCGAGCCCAGCGAGGGAGCCUCAGUUCCCCGAGGCAGCCACUGCCUCCCCUGUUGCCCCUGCCCACCCUUCCCUUCCCUUGAUUUUUUUUCUUUGCGGAGAAGAAGCUGUAAAUGUUUUGUAGCUGCCAGCAGCUGUUUCCUGUGGAAACCUGGGGUGCCGGCUUGUACAGAUCCUGUUCUUUGGGGGCUGCAUAGCCCCCUUGCUUUGUGUUAAUGGGGACUUCCUCUUUGUGCCCUGUGUGCACCCCUCCCCAGUUUGGGGGUCUCUAGGGGCAGUGGCCAUGUUCUCCCCCUGGGGGGGGGGCCCUGCGCCCCCAGGUCCUGGGGAUUCCGUGCCUGGAACCCUGCCUCAUUUUCUGUUCCUGCCAGACCCUAUGGGCCCCCCUCCCACCCUGUGUCUGGAGUUUGGCCUGGCUCAGUCAGGCCAGGGGUGAGGGGUGGGCCCUUCCUGUCGGGCUGGAUUGUACAUAUGUUAAUAGCCCAACACCACAUUUUUAUAAUUGUGAUUAAACUUUAUUGUACAAAA
Molecule: messenger RNA, 5965 nt
Organism: Choloepus didactylus (southern two-toed sloth)
Lineage: Eukaryota; Metazoa; Chordata; Mammalia; Pilosa; Megalonychidae
Gene: SETD1A
Product: SET domain containing 1A, histone lysine methyltransferase
Cellular component (GO): Set1C/COMPASS complex
Molecular function (GO): RNA binding; histone H3K4 methyltransferase activity; protein binding
Source: RefSeq, a predicted model, not a curated record